AUGCCUUCUCGAAGGCACAGUGAUUCGGCUGCCGCAGAAUUGACUGAGCACUGUGCGAGGGAGUUUGCUCAGGUCAUUAGACGCAUAGUUCCGGGAGUGUGCAGAGUCACGGUCAGCAGUGCUGAUCCGCAUUACGAGGAUGACAAGCAGCAGACCAACGACCACCCCUUGGCCAGACUUUGCUCUGACCUGUGCAAAGGUGUGAAGCCAGGUAUCUGUCGAAUCGCCAUCUUGUGGAAAAUCAUUCUGUACAAGACGGACGUUGUAUCAUUUGAUCCUGCCACCGAUUUCGAAGGCAAUAAUCGCGUAGAUCAUGUUCGAUAUAACAACGACGGUGAGGUCAACGAGGAUGGUAUUUACAGCGAAGGUGGGGAAGAUAUAGGCGCAUUUGACCACGAAGGCGCUUUGGAUUGCGACUGCUACUUCAACAGGCCUGUUGGAAAAAAAUUUACAAGGAGCUCUGUCUGUUGGGAACAUCACUCCAUAGUUGACAUGUUUUGA
Kickxella alabastrina is the source of this 501-nucleotide messenger RNA. RefSeq lists its product as uncharacterized. The transcript has 3 exons. Lineage: Eukaryota; Fungi; Kickxellomycota; Kickxellomycetes; Kickxellales; Kickxellaceae. The record is from RefSeq and is a predicted model, not a curated record. The coding region runs from base 1 to 501 and encodes 166 amino acids.